This is a messenger RNA of Manihot esculenta (cassava), 3268 nucleotides long. RefSeq names its product exosome complex component RRP45B. NCBI's taxonomy places the organism in Eukaryota, Viridiplantae, Streptophyta, Magnoliopsida, Malpighiales, Euphorbiaceae. Gene Ontology annotation, biological process: nuclear mRNA surveillance; U5 snRNA 3'-end processing; nuclear polyadenylation-dependent rRNA catabolic process. Gene Ontology annotation, cellular component: cytoplasmic exosome (RNase complex); nuclear exosome (RNase complex). The record is from RefSeq and is a predicted model, not a curated record. The transcript has 10 exons. The coding region runs from base 312 to 1691 and encodes 459 amino acids.
UUUUGGUUGUCGGCGUAAUGUCAAGCAGGGGCGCUAAAAAGUGGCAGCAUCAAGCUUUGAACAAAACCCUAGGGUUUUAAGAGUUGGUGCAAUGCAAUUGCAUAGUCAAGUCAUGAAAUCUUAUUAGUCAGAUUCACCGGUGACAGUCGUUUCCAGUUCUCAUUGCAAAAGGAGUGGAUUUGCCAGUUGCUGUCCAUUUUGGUUUUCAUUCUCUAUUGCCGCCUUUUCUCCUUCCCCGUCGACUAUUCACUUAUCUCCAUCUGCUGCAUAUUUUUUUAGAAAGUAAAAUUUGAGAAACAUUACCGUAAAAAAUGGAUGCUAGAUUGACGAAUGCAUGGCGAAUGACAGUGAAUGAGAAGAAAUUCAUUGAGACUGCUUUGGCUUCGGACCUGAGGAUCGACGGUCGUAAUCCCCUUGAGUAUCGUAAAAUAACAAUCAAGUUUGGCAGAGAAGAUGGGUCAUCAGAGGUGCAGCUAGGCCAGACUCAUGUAAUGGGUUAUGUGACAAGUCAAUUAGUUCAACCUUAUCGAGACCGGCCAAAUGAAGGGUCACUUUCAAUUUUUACAGAGUUCUCACCAAUGGCUGAUCCUUCAUUUGAGCCAGGCCGUCCAGGAGAAUCUGCGGUGGAGUUGGGAAGAAUAAUUGAUCGUGGUCUAAGGGAGAGCAGGGCAGUGGAUACAGAAUCACUUUGUGUUCUCGCCGGGAAGUUGGUAUGGGCCAUCCGAAUUGAUCUUCACAUCUUAGAUAAUGGGGGGAAUCUUAUUGAUGCUGCCAAUAUUGCUGCUUUAGCUGCUCUCUUGACAUUUCGGAAGCCAGAAUGCACAUUAGAAGGAGAAGAUGGUCAACAAGUGAUAGUAUAUCCACCUGAGGUGAAAGAACCACUCCCUUUGAUAGUGCAUCAUCUUCCUAUAGCAGUAACUUUUGCGUUUUUCAACAGUGAGCAUACCAUGGUGGUAGAUCCGAACCAUAAUGAGGAGGCUAUUAUAAGGGGAAGAAUGACUAUUACAGUGAACGCAAAUGGCGAUAUCUGUGCUAUUCAGAAAGCUGGAGGAUUGGGUGUGACACAGAGUGACAUAAUGCGUUGUUUGCGUCUUGCAUCUAGGAAUGCCGAGUCUAUAACAAAGAAGAUAAAAGAUGCAGUUGAGUCAUACAACACAGAGAGAGCAUUACGCAAGAUCAAGCGCCUUACUACUCCUGUUGCUGUCAAUGUUAACGUAUCUGGUGAUGUCAGAGAGCUUGAAAACAAUUUUUUUGUGCACAAGGGCAUUAGUGAGUUGUCAAGGGACAAGAUGGAGAGAUUGAAGCUAGAAUCUGAGGAAAGAUGCACCAAUCAAAGUAAUGACAUUGAUGGUGGUCUUAGGUCAUCUGAACAAGGUGGAACUAGUCGUCGAGAGGGCAAUGCUACAAAUUUCCUUGGGGGCCCCUCAAGCUGGGAUCCUUAUUCAAAGGGUGUUGAUUCAGAUGCCCUGAAAGCUUCUCUAGCUUUACGUGGAAUAUCAGCACCCAAUAAACAGAAAGGAGGUGGGCAAAAGAGCACUCAAGCCAAGGAAGAUAAAGUACCUGAAGAUACUAAACCAGCUACUUCAGCUACUGAUGCAUCUGGAACUGGGCCUCAAAUGAGUGGGGAGAAAACUUUGAAAGAUGCUGUAAAGCCUAAAAACAAGAGAAGAAAAAGGCAUCCUCCAGCAUGAAUGCAAAAUUGUUGAGGUACAAGUUCAUCAAAGUUCCGAUUGUUAAGUUCGAGGGUAGAUGGUGUUGAAGAAUUGACUCCACUCUCAACGGUGAAUGACAUGGAGGGAUCAACAGAAAGGCCUUCACAGACCUCUGUCCUUUGCCUGCUAAGGGGUCAGGUAUGACGGCGUGUUGGUCAAAUGGAUAUCAUUAUAUUUGGCAUUAUAUUGCUCAAGUUGCAUAUCCUUGGAUCUUUUUUUUGUGUAGAAUUUUGGAUUUACCAAUGUAUUAGAAAGGUUCUAUUUUCCUCAGUCCCCGUUACCCAAGGGUGUGGGGCAUGCCACACCAGCAUUGUUAUUUUCUUGGGAGUUGUGCCUGGUUUUGUUUACCAGUUCAACAGAAAGGUGUUCUGACAAAUAUGUUAUUUCACAAAGAGAAGAAAACAGAAAAAUUGUUAUGCAGAAUUAAGCAUUUAGUGGAGUGUCAUUCAACUUGCGGUACCCUUUCUGUUUUCCAUAAGCUUUUGCUAUUGUUGAGGAUUUCCUCCUUCCUGCCUGUGCCUUUUUAAUUGUGAAGGUCGUCUUUCCCUCUAUCCCUAUAUGGUCAAACACUCGAUGGGAGUUUCUGGUGAAUGAUGAAAUUUGCAAUUGAUUAGGUCAAUAUUACACUUGUUAGGUUGCUCUUAGUCAUGAAAAGGAGGGAUUUGUGAAUUCAAAAAUUUGAAGCUGAAUGGCCUCAAUUCUGAAAUUUCUACGAUACUUCUACUCUAUUUUUGGGAGGAAGGUUUUAAGCGAGAUACUUUUUCAACCCACCAAAUUGGAUCUUGCUUUGCUUUAUCAAACUUCCCUUAUCUUCAUCUGAACACAUUGUUGAAUCCAUGGGCUACAUGUGACUAAUCUUAUUUUUCUGCAGUGUUAUCUUUAGGUUUUAAGUGAUGUACUUUUCUUAUAUGAACUUAUAACCUGAAUACACACAAAAGUUAUAAAGGAAAUGAUAAAUACUACUAAACUGUGAAUAUAUGAGGAGAGAUCUGUAGUUUGAGGUUUUGAGCCCAGAAAAUAAGGGGACAAACUUGAAGGGCAAGUAGUUGUCGUGAUCAGGCCAGUUAUAGAGCAAAAUUCUGUGCAUCAUGGAACAAGUGCAUCUAUGGCCACAAUGAAGUCAUCAAUGUACUAAGGCAGCUAGCUGGCGUGUAUUGCGUCAUUCCUGAAACUUCAAUUAUUACAUUUGAAAUUGGCACCCCUAUACUGUUUUUAUCACUUUUAUAGCAAACGUUGUUGUCAUUGGUUUCAGACUGCAAGAUAACAAGAAGUUCCUACAAUUUGGGAAGGAUUAGCGUAUCCAUGUUCUACCGCAUACCAGCUAAUGACUUUAUGCUUACUUCUUUGUUGGUAAUGUUUGUUCUGUUCAGCAUAUUUUGCAUGGUAUUGAGGCUCUCAUUCGCGAGUAUUGAGAAACUCUUGAUGUAACCAAAGAACUUGUAAUGUGUUGUAUGUUUGCUCAAGUGUAAAUAACUAGAGUGGCUGGAGAACAUGUUAAUCUUUUUGGUUAUGCACAUAGCAAGCUGAAUGAAUGAAAUGGAGGGAUUGGUUCAACA